GAAAGAAAGAGAAGAAAGAAAAAGAGGGGGGAGAUUCAGGCUUAGCAGUAUGGCGUCCUCUCUCCGUAAGCAACUGUACUUUCGAUCUUGGCAGACAUCGACAAAUCGACUGAUUGCAAUACCUCUGGCUUCGCUCUGUCGCCAUACCUGUCAAAUUGCGCUCUCACAAGGGAGGCCAUUGGCACGUUACGCGAAGCUGUGAGCUCCCCAUGGCCUCCCAAUAAAACGUCCUAACAGCCAGCGGUUUAUAAUGGUGUUAGCGUGCGGAUGAAAACACUGUGGACAAAACUGUCUCUGGAUGGACUUCUCUUCCUGUGAAUGAUACCAGAAUGUCUUUGUGAGGAACUGACACCCUUGAUGCACGGCAACAGCCUGUCCAGCUAUAACUGAUGACCAACACCUCCUGGUCCACGGGGAACACCGCAUCGGUCACCCAGCGGGAACUGCCCACCUGCCAUGACUUGGUGCCUGUCACUGUCGUCUUGUGGGCGUUGACAAUGCUGGUGGGAGGAGUCGGGAACAUCGCGCUCUCUCUGACGAUUGGCUACAGCGCCUCUCUCAUGACAGCCAUGAAUAUGUACGUUUUGACGAUUGCUCUGGGGGAUAUAGUGGCAAGUGUGGUCAUCAUACCGCUCAGAGUUGUCAUCUGGAGAGAUGCAGGUGUGCACCAAGCAGUCUACAGCACGGAGCUGUUUCUCCGCACGUGCAUCGAAGUGAGUCGACUAUUGCUGAUGUUGUCACUCAGUGUGGAGAGAUACCAGUCCAUUGCGCGUCCGUUCGCGGUCACGAAGGCCCAAGCCAAACGCCGAGCUAAGAUCGCCAUUGCCUUUUUGUGGGCAAUGUCACUACUCACAGCGGCCCUUUCUGUCAGGUACUUCCGGGAUACUGUCCUGCACGCUGACUGCAAUACUUCGCCGACAAGCGUUUCUUCCACCAGUGGUAGCAGCAACAGCAGCAGUGCAACCCCACAGACAUCUAGUAAUGUCAGCAGCAGCAGCAACAUUGUAUUAACCUCAGAUAACCGACCGCCAGGCUGGGGGGACCUGGAAGUGUACGUUGAACUACCUUUGACCUUUUCCACGAUUCUGGUCAUAGCGAUCAGCUACAGUCUUAUUCUUGACGUUCUGCGUCGACAGAAGCGCAGAAUGGCCGGCCACGCGAAACCGAAACCGAAACCGAAACCAAAAAGUAAGAUAGCGCCUAUCGAAGAAAGCAAAAGUCUCCCUCCCUCAGGGGUGGUGAACAAAGCUUUCCAACCUGAUGAACCGAAACAAGAAAGUGACGUCACCAAGGGAACUGUUCUGAAAUUUCAGAGCGAGAUUAAAGGUGGAAACCCCCCAACCUCUCCUGGCCGUACGUCUACUGUCUCAACAGUUGCAAACGUCACUACGACUUCCUCCUCCUCACAGAACACGAAUACGUCCGUCGUUGCCGAUCCUCCGCCAAAGGACAACUGCGGUAUUGCUGUAAAGGCAACAGAAUCAAAGCACGUUCCAGAUGCUGAAAUUACAGUUUUGAAGCAAUCCCCGUGUCAUGCAAUCACAUCAUCUGCUGUUGGAGGAGACGACAGAAAGUCUGUCCCAAAGUUAAUGACAUCCAAACAAAAUACAGAGAUUCCCCGCCACCCCUGUUCUGUUACUGAAUGUCUUCCAGAUCCAAGCUCUGUAGACGUCUCUCAGAACACAAAAAACUUAAAUCAACUUAGUUUGCACAGCAGUAACGCUGAAUCGGAGGUUGGUUAUCAAGAAAAUAUGCAAACAGAAUCAGGGCCAACUCCUGUGUCAAACAACACGACUCAGAACCGAACAGCAACGUCAUCCAGGGAUGAAAGCAAAGACAAUGGCAAAACGACAUAUCCUCAGACUCAUCCUACUAUUUCAGAAAUUGACAAUUCCCUAUUCCAAAGUGAUAUAUCUUUCACUAGCUCCGAACCCUCAUUGACAUCAAGAAUGGUCUCUAAGAAAAACCCGCAUACGCUUAACCUAGCUGGACUAGUAACAUCUUCAAAAUCAUAUCCAUCUAAUCUUCCAUCAUCUUCUCGCUAUAAAGAACAAAACAGUGCAUUAUUGGAAACGACCCUACUUUCCAAUGAGAUAAAAACCAACGAUUUGGAAAUUUCGCCAUUUGACUGCGUCUCAUCCCAUACGUUGAAUGUAGAGGAAGAUGAGUGUUUAGAGAACUUAUCAGCUAAAAAGCAGACCUCCGAGUUGACAGAUGUGCCUCUGGUAGUUUUAGUGGAUGACGGUCAUCAUUUAGAUUCGGGUCGUACAUCGCAAUCGUCCAAGUGGCAUAGUGGAAUAGAAAACACAAAUAUUGUAGGUAAAGUAAAAAAUGAACUUCGGCAUCAAAGCAAUGAUGAUGUCAGCGUGAAAGUCGUUGGUGUACGUAACAACUUGAUAUUCACAACUCAAAACUUAUCAGACGAUCAAGGCGAAUGGAACAAUGGCCGUUCUCAAGCUAGGCCUUUGUCGAUAGCAAUUGCCCAGAAUGCAGAUCAGGUGCUUCCUGUUGACAGACAAUUAGCCUUGAAAAGGGAAACACAAACAGUGUCUAGAUACGUGAAAUUUCAGACUAUGGUCCGAAAACUGAUGAGAAGACGAAGGCGCUGUGAUGUAGUUCCCAUCUGCGAUCCUCCAGUACCGUUACCGAUAAGUGCCAGCGGUAGCUCUGUUAAAGAGUUCUCAGACACAAUAAAAGAUAGUCAACCCAUAUUGACUCAAUGCAGCACGUAUACUGAAUCGAAAACCCGAGUGAACAAACCUGAAAAUGAACAUAACUCUCCCGUAGAAACCAACGAAUGCAACACGUCUGGCUUUCAUAUCGCUACAAACGUUAGCACCAAAAACAUGGACGUCAUCCACGAGAAUGCAAAAGAGCUGGAAGCAUCCAAAAGGGUCACACAAAAAGAUAAAUCUGUAUCUAAGAACAUCAUGACUGCGGCUCUUAGUCCAGGGUUAAAACUAGACCCUUCCACUGGAAAAGCCGAUCUUGCCACACCCAUAAAAACCCCUGAGCCCAACAGCUCCGAGAGGGUACAGGUUGUUGAGAUGGACGGGACUGUGCAUCUAGAAGUUGUCAAAGCGGAAGCGACUGGGGCAAGCGCGGAGGGUGCAGUGUGUUUGAUGAACCCUCGUAAUAGAGAGCAGGGCCGGCGGCGCGUGGAGCUGAAGGCAGCGCUUAAAGUUGGUCUGCUCUUUCUCUGUUUCGUCUUCCUGUGGCUUCCUCUUCCUGUAACGGUUCUGGUUAUGCGCUUGAUGGCUGGCUGGAACUACCCUACCUUGUUGGCUGUGCUAGAAGUUCUGGGGGCACUGGCGACAAGCACGGCCGCCGCGGACCCGAUACUUUACGGCCUGCUCAACAAGCAGAUCAGGUCCGCUUUUCUUGGCCACGUAAAAAAACUGAAAAAGUACGUCUGUGAUCUGAAAAACCGGUGCAGGAAUACAGUAAGAAACAGUUAGCGCCCCCCACUGUGGGAGCAUUAGUUGACUACACAUACAAUGCGAUAUUUCUAAUUUGUAAACAAAAAAGCGUUCGCUUUUUAUAUUGACAAAAACA
This is a messenger RNA of Aplysia californica (California sea hare), 3555 nucleotides long. RefSeq lists its product as uncharacterized. Bases 390 to 3458 code for a protein of 1022 amino acids. Gene Ontology annotation, biological process: G protein-coupled receptor signaling pathway. Gene Ontology annotation, cellular component: membrane. The transcript has 4 exons. NCBI's taxonomy places the organism in Eukaryota, Metazoa, Mollusca, Gastropoda, Aplysiida, Aplysiidae. The record is from RefSeq and is a predicted model, not a curated record. Gene Ontology annotation, molecular function: G protein-coupled receptor activity.